CGCAUCCAGUCACCUCUGUCCUUCCCUCGACCCGUUCAAACCUGAAGUGCGCCCCCGGCGACAACGCCGAUACUAUCAAUGGGCGCACAGAUCGUAUUGUUUUACACGCUGACCUCAGAUCCUUAGGACGACGCCUGAAUUAGAGGCGGACUGGGGUCACGCAGGAUUCCGGCUACUAUGAGGACGAUUUUUGUUAAGCUAGCUUCGUCUGUUGCUCUCGCGGGCAAAGCUUGCCAGCGCAUGCGCGCCAGGCACUCGCAGACAAGGCGGGUCAAAUAUGCUAGUCGACGAACCCGGCUCAAACCGAAUUCACAUCGGCACGCAGCACGAACUGCUCAUGUUGCAAUUGUCUACCAGGCCGACGAGGCAGCCCAGCACACAGCUUCGCUUGCCGUCAUCACGUACGCACUGACGAUGCGCGACAUGAACAGGCGUUGUGAAAGCCUGCAGGAGCUCUGGUUCAAGCGCGCGAUCAGCCGAAUAUGCGGCGCCUGGAUUGAGAAUUGAGACGCUCGGCUGGGCCGUCGAACAUCUCUCCGACCUCGAGCUGUGUCGGCGCGAAAUCACGAUGCACGAUGCAAACGGGGCC
Messenger RNA from Schizophyllum commune H4-8, 589 nucleotides. RefSeq lists its product as uncharacterized. Bases 178 to 507 code for a protein of 109 amino acids. The record is from RefSeq and is a predicted model, not a curated record. The transcript is spliced from 2 exons. Lineage: Eukaryota; Fungi; Basidiomycota; Agaricomycetes; Agaricales; Schizophyllaceae.